AUCACCGUGCAGAGCCUGGGUCCGCGGCAGCAGGUCACGCUGCGGACUUCCUUGCGGGACGAGACGGGCGAGCUUUUCCAGGCCUGCGCCCGCUACCAGGCGGGGGACGAUGGGGAGCUGGACCUAGCCCAUUGCCCCGCGCUGCCGGGGGGCAGCUUCUCUGGCCUGGAGCCCAUGGGGCUGCUCUGGGCUUUGCAGCCCCAGAGGCCCUUCAGGCGGCUGGUGAAGCGAGACGUGCAGAGCCCCUUCCUCCUGCAGCUGGCGGUGUUGGAGGGCCACGGGGACCCCCCUGGGCGGCUCCUGGCCCAGGCGCAGCAUGAGCGGGCGUUCCUGCGGGACGGGGUGCGGAGGGUCCCGGUGCGAGAGGGGAGGAUCCGGGCGACGCUGUUCCUGCCCCCAGGAAAUGGCCCCUUUCCGGGAAUUAUUGACUUGUAUGGAACUGGAGGAGGACUCCCUGAGUACAGGGCAUGCCUGCUGGCCAACUAUGGCUUUGCUGUGCUGGCUCUGGCUUUCUACAACCAUGAAGAUCUCCCGAAAGACAUGAAGGAAUUCCACCUGGAAUAUUUUGAAGAAGCCGUAAACUAUAUGUUACAACACACACAGGUUAAAGGUCCAGGGGUUGGGUUGCUUGGAAUCUCGAAGGGAGGUGACCUGUGCGUCUCUAUGGCCUCCUUCCUCAAGGGCAUCACAGCCACUGCCCUUAUCAAUGGCUCGGUGGCAAAUGUGGGCGCAGUGCUGCGCUACAAGGAUGUCACCAUUCCACCCCUUGGUCUCAAUGCACAACGCAUCAAGGUCGACAAGUCCGGCAUUGCUAAUAUUAUCGAUGCACUGAACAACCCUCUAGAAGGGCCUGACCGCCAAAGCUUAAUCCCUUUGGAGAAGGCCGAGUGUCGCUUCUUGUUCAUUGUUGGCCAGAAUGAUGGCAACUGGAAAAGUGAAUUCUUUGCAGUUGAGGGGAGCAAACGUUUGCAAGCUCAUGGGAAGGAGAAACCUGAGAUAGUCUGUUAUCCUGGAGCAGGGCACUACAUUGAACCCCCCUUUUUCCCGAUGUGUGCAGCCUCAAUGCACCUGCUAGUUGGCAGGCCUGUGAUGUGGGGAGGGGAGCCCAAGGCACACUGCAAGGCACAGAUAGAUGCUUGGCAGCAGAUCCAAGCUUUCUUCUGCAAACACCUGAUGGGCAAGCCAUCUGGAACAUCCAGUAAGCUAUGA
Leptosomus discolor (cuckoo roller) is the source of this 1209-nucleotide messenger RNA. Its product is annotated as acyl-coenzyme A thioesterase 1. Lineage: Eukaryota; Metazoa; Chordata; Aves; Leptosomiformes; Leptosomidae. Gene Ontology annotation, biological process: fatty acid metabolic process; acyl-CoA metabolic process. Gene Ontology annotation, molecular function: fatty acyl-CoA hydrolase activity. The record is from RefSeq and is a predicted model, not a curated record.